Messenger RNA from Artibeus jamaicensis (Jamaican fruit-eating bat), 1772 nucleotides. RefSeq names its product cholesterol side-chain cleavage enzyme, mitochondrial. The coding region runs from base 47 to 1606 and encodes 519 amino acids. The record is from RefSeq and is a predicted model, not a curated record. Gene Ontology annotation, cellular component: mitochondrial inner membrane. The transcript is spliced from 9 exons. Gene Ontology annotation, biological process: cholesterol metabolic process; cellular response to peptide hormone stimulus; glucocorticoid biosynthetic process. NCBI's taxonomy places the organism in Eukaryota, Metazoa, Chordata, Mammalia, Chiroptera, Phyllostomidae. Gene Ontology annotation, molecular function: heme binding; oxidoreductase activity, acting on paired donors, with incorporation or reduction of molecular oxygen; monooxygenase activity.
GCCCUGCUGCAGUAGGAGUAGGGACUGUGGCCACCGUGGGGACAGCAUGCUGGUCAGGGGGCUUCCUCUGCGCUCAGUCCUGAUCAAAGGCUGCCAGCCCCUCUUGAGUGCCCCACAGGAGGGGCCAGGGCACACCAGGGUGCCCGCUGGAGAGGGAGCCCGAAUCUCCACUCGUGUGCCUCGCCCUUUCAGUGAGAUCCCCUCCCCUGGUGACAAUGGCUGGCUAAAUCUCUACCAUUUCUGGAGGGAGAAGGGUUCACAGAAUUUACACUAUCACCAAGUCCAGAACUUCCAGAAGUAUGGCCCCAUUUACAGGGAGAAGUUUGGCAACAUGGAGUCGGUUUUUAUCAUCGACCCUGAAGAUGUGGCCCUUCUUUUUAAGUGUGAGGGCUCCACCCCAGAACGAUAUUGCAUCCCUCCCUGGGUUGCCUAUCACCAGCAUUACCAGAGACCCAUCGGAGUCCUGUUCAAGAAGUCAGGAGCCUGGAAGAAAGACCGCCUGGCCCUGAACCAGGAGGUGAUGACUCCAGAUGCCGUGAAGAACUUCAUCCCCCUGCUGGACACAGUAUCCCAGGACUUCGUCAGUGUCCUGCACAGACGCAUCAAGCAGGGUUCUGGAAAGUUCUCAGGCGACAUCAGUGAUGACCUGUUUCGCUUUGCCUUUGAGUCCAUCACCAACGUCAUCUUUGGGGAGCGUUUGGGGCUGUUGGAGGAGAUCGUGGACCCUGAGGCCCAGCAGUUCAUUGAUGCCGUUUACCAGAUGUUCCACACCAGUGUCCCCAUGCUCAUGCUCCCCCCAGACCUGUUCCGCCUGCUCAGGACCAAGACAUGGCGGGACCAUGUGGCCGCCUGGGAUGUGAUUUUCAGUAAAGCUGAGAAAUAUACCCAGAACUUCUACAUGGACCUGAGACAGAAAAGAGACUUCGACAAUUACCCAGGAAUCCUCUACAGCCUCCUGGGAAAUAACAGGCUGCUCUUUGAGGACGUCAAGGCCAACAUUACGGAGAUGUUGGCGGGAGGCGUGGACACGACAUCCAUGACACUGCAGUGGCACCUGUAUGAGAUGGCACGCAGCCUGAGAGUGCAGAAGAUGCUGCGGGAGGAGGUUCUGGCUGCCCGGCACCAGGCCGGGGAGGACACGAGCAGGAUGCUGCAGCUGGUCCCGCUUCUAAAAGCUAGCAUCAAGGAGACACUGAGACUCCACCCCAUCUCCGUGACCCUGCAGAGAUAUCUUGCAAAUGACUUGGUCCUUCGAGAUUACAUGAUUCCUGCCAAGACAUUGGUGCAGGUGGCUGUCUAUGCCAUGGGCCAAGACCCCACCUUCUUCCUCAAUCCGGACAAAUUUGACCCCACCCGUUGGCUGGGGCAAAACAAGGACCUCAUCCACUUCCGGCACCUGGGCUUUGGCUGGGGUAUUCGGCAGUGUGUGGGCCGACGGAUCGCCGAGCUCGAGAUGACCCUCUUCCUCAUCCGUAUUCUGGAGAAUUUCAGAGUUGAAAUCCAACAUCUCAGCGACGUGGGCACAACAUUCAACCUCAUCCUGAUGCCUGACCAGCCCAUCUUCUUUACCUUCCGGCCCUUAACCCAGGACCUGCCCCAGGUGUGACCACGGAGAAUGGUGUGGAAGGAAGGCCCGGGCUUGGGCCGGGCCCAUGGAGGUGUCUGCAUCCUCGGCCCCCGUUCCCCCACUUCUCCUCCUUUCUGCCUCAGCUCAGUGGAGGCACUCCGCUUUUCCCCACCUCUUUCCCCUCUUCUUCCACCCCGUGAAGGCA